AUGCCUACCAGUACCCUCUUCUCACCAUUGAGCUUCACAAACCAACCACUACAUGAUGAUUCGAACAUCAUGCGCUCAUCAAAACACGCUUCACCUGUGACAUCAGUUGGAUCAAGUGAGUGCAAUUUGUUGGGUCUGUUUGGGUCUCCUGCAUCGAGUUACUCGAUUAAUGACAAGUCUGAUCGAGGUGGUCACCCGUUUCCAUAUACCCGCUCCAAGACACGCUGGCGCAAACGGCCGACCAAUGAACUCAAGUACUUGCGGUCUCAAAUUGCCAAACUUGAACGACUUCUUGCAAACUUGAACCAUGCCGGUUCACGUUCGAAAAUGUUGACGAAUGGAGAAGAGUUUCGAGACGACCACGUACAAGCCCUCCACAAGCUUCGUACAGAAUGUCGCGAAAAGAAAGUGGAGGAUGCAUUGGCAGAGAAUCGAAAACUCAAAGCAAUGGUAAGCAGCCAAUUUCAUGUGGCCAAAGCACUUCAAACUGCGCUCGACGAGAGCAUGCGACUGCGAGCUCGUAAAGUGUGCUGGCCGACCAGUGCCGCAGCCUCCGAUGAGCUCGUGUUUGCCUUAUUAGACGAAGAAAAGGAGCUACAGUACGCUGCUACCGACAAGGUCAUGGACGAAAGCGGGAUCUCCCGGAUUUACCACCCGUAUAUCUCAGAACUGGUAUUCCAGAACGACAAAAAUGGAGUCUCCUUUCAGCAUAACGACGUUCGCGUGAUUCCGUUCCCUGUGGCAGAUGUCGUGCGAGCUCUACGUCACAGUCUAAGGCAUGGAUCGAGAGUUGGGCCGUCGCAGCACUGUCGCAAAUUCCUCAUGCACGACAGUUAUUCCCAGGCUGUCACGGUAGACAAUAUAAAUGUUCCUGGUACACAUCAAGCGGAAGUCAAGAGCAGGCAUUUGCUAUGGUCUGUCAUCGAACCUGAUCGAACUGUCAUCGCUUGGUCAAGUUUCAAUGAAUACCAAGGUCGAAGCCACGUUCGCUUACUCAAGAGAUUGUGGUUCUCGGUUGAGCCGAUCAAACUUCAGACCAAUUCAGGAACCAUGCAAGGUUCUAUUCUUCGGACCAUCGUUCGUUUUACACCGGUUGAUCCUGAAGUUAACCUCAAGCAUAUCGCAGACAUGUCGGACGUCAUCAUUUGCGCCUAUAAACGCGAUUCCGUUCGCGUUGUUCUAGCAGUGAGAGAUCAAUUGGCAGCGUUAGUCGCAAAGGGUUGA
Messenger RNA from Peronospora farinosa, 1224 nucleotides. The record is from the annotation of a GenBank genome assembly. NCBI's taxonomy places the organism in Eukaryota, Oomycota, Peronosporomycetes, Peronosporales, Peronosporaceae.